AUGACGGCGACAAAUACAAAUAAGUCAGUACCACAUCCAGCAAAGGCAUUUUUACCAAACAGCACCCUCGCCAACGGAGAUUACACUGAAACUGAUCCAGAAGUACCAAAUUUGGAAACCAGGAAGAAGAGUACCAUUUUUAUAAUUCCAAUUUCGGUUAAGAAACCAAAUACUAAUAGUGGUACUACUACAACUGAGACUACGGCUUCUACUUCACUCUCUGCAUCUGUCAGUACUUCUUCGACUGCUAUUGCGACGACGACUUCUGCUAGUGCUAUAGUUUCGCUACCCGUCUCGGACGGCACGUAUGUCGUUACUUCAGUUCAAACCAAAUCUACCAACGCUUGCAACACAGUUCACAUUAAUAACAGUAGAAACGUCAUUAAACCAACAAACAACACCUCCAUCGGAUACGGAGAUGAGAGUUGCAAUAGCCGUACAAAGCGUUGCUACAGUUACUACCAAGGCCUCAACAGGAAAAGCGAUCUGCCGAAAGAAAUUUUAAUCCCACAUCUAUCUAUCUAUCUAUCUGUCGUAUUCUUUUUAUAUUUAUCUAUCUACCGUAUUAUUUUCAUAGUCUAUCUAUCUAUCGUAUUGUUUUUAUAUCUAUCUAUCUAUCUAUCUAUCUAUCUAUCUAUCUAUCUAUCUAAAUAUCUAUCUAUCUAUCUAUGUGAAGUGGGUGCUGAAAAUACCCGGAAGAACGGAAAGGUCUUAUUUGUGGACAUUUGUUCACACUUGUUGGGGAAAUGGGUCAGCCACCUUAUAUAUGGGUAA
This is a messenger RNA of Acanthosepion pharaonis, 774 nucleotides long. NCBI's taxonomy places the organism in Eukaryota, Metazoa, Mollusca, Cephalopoda, Sepiida, Sepiidae. The record is from the annotation of a GenBank genome assembly.